Messenger RNA from Paramecium sonneborni, 1474 nucleotides. Lineage: Eukaryota; Ciliophora; Oligohymenophorea; Peniculida; Parameciidae. The record is from the annotation of a GenBank genome assembly.
AUGAGUAAAAUAGAAUAGUUUAUUCAAAAUUUCAUAAAUUAGGUGAAAAUAUUGCUUUUCUGAAUUUUUCAUUCUCCAAGAUUCCCAAUUUUUAGUAGGAUGUGGAAUUAAUAAAAUAAUUUAUUGUUGGAAUUUUAAGGCUAGAAAAGGUAUUGCUAAAUUCUAAGGUCAUUCAGAAUAAGUGAAUAUAGCGAAGAUAUCUUAAGAUAAUUUAACUGUGGCAUCUGGUAGUCAUGACAAAUUAAUAAGAUUUUGGAAUUUAUAGGAAAAUUUCAACAGAAUGGCUUAGGAUGGACAUGAAGAUCAAGUUAAUCAUUUAGAAUUUUCAGUAGAUGGUUUGAUUUUAUAUUCUAGUAGUCAAGAUAAAACUCUUAAAUUAUGGAAUAUGUAACAAAAGAUUCUAUUUCUUUCUAAAGAUUUUGAAUUUGGGAUAGACUCCUUCUCAUUUUCUGAAAAUUAAAAGUCAAUCAUAAUCACUUAACUAGAAAGAGUUGAAUUUUGGCAUAUUUAAUAAUAUCAAGUAAUGCAAAAAUCUUCGACAGAGUUAAUUAAUGGAUUUAGAUCUUAAAAUUCUUCAAUAAAAGCAAAUAUUAAAUAGAUUUAAUUUUUAUCUAAUAAAAGUGAGUUCAUUACUUUAUCUGAUUACAACUAUGAAAAUAAAGGUAAAAAAGAACAAUUUUCAAUAGCUGAAAUUUAAGAUAUAUAGAAACUAGAGGAGCAAAUUUCUCCUAAAAUUUAUUAAUAUGCUGAAAUUUAAAUUGAACUUUACUAAGUAUCUAGAAACGGCUAAUACAUUUGUUUUUUAGACUCUGAUAAUUAAUUAAAUCUUGGAGAUAAUUUUUAAAUUAAAGAGAAAAAGAAACCAUUAAAAGUCACUUACAUUUAAAAAUUGAGAUUUUUUUAUAAAUUUCUUUUUUUUCAAUUAUUUAUAAUUCAAUUGAAAUUGAAAGCCUAUAAAAAUUGUUUUAUUGCUGUUUUUUUACCUAAUAAAAAGAUAAUUGUAUCUAAUAAGGAUUAUUAAAUAGAAUUUAGAGAUUGCGAAAAUAUUGAUUCAUUAGGUUUAAACUCAGUAAUGUUGUAUAAACAAUCUAUCAUAAGGAGAAAAUUAAAAAUUUAAUAGUAUCUAGAAAGGAAAAAUUAUUAUCAUAAAUUUGUUAAGAAGGUUUUUUCAAACUUUGGAAUCUAAUAGAUUUACACAAAAUAAAAUUAACAAGGAUUAUUUAUUUUGAAUAAGAUAUAAAUAAAUUUAGAUUUACAAAUGAUAUCUAUUGAUAUAGCAUAGUACAUUCCACAAAAGAAAAUACAAUGUAUUAGUUGGAAUAUCAAGAUCUAAAAAAGUCUCAUGUUAAACAAGUAUUUAUUUCCUUUUAUUAUUUUCUUUAUUUUUCAAUUAUGUCUAAAUCAAGAAUUAUCGCAUUAUGUGGAGAAACUUUAGCUCUUUGGAAUUAUGAUACAAAUGAAAAAAAAUAGUUGA